AGUAUUAUGCUAAUUGGGAGAGAGGGUCCCGCCCCUCUUCCCUGCCGUACUAGGGACCGUAGCUGCCUGGAGAGAAGUGAAUGGCAAGGAAAGGUACAAAAGAGCGUUGAACUGGAACGAGGAGCUCAAGCGCCGGCGGAGAGCGCGCUUCCCUCGGCCCCGGGCAGAGCUCUCCUCGCCUGGGUCUCUCCCUCUCUCUUUCGGCGAAGAAUUCCCCGUCAUUUCGUCAAGGGCUUUGAGAAGAGCCAAUUGCAGCCCACCUUCUCUCCGGAGAGACUUUCCCUCCCUCCAGACAGGAAAGCCGAGGGCGAACUAGCCUCAGACCGAACUCCUUCAGCAGAUCUUUGGGAGAAAGUCGGGGAUCAUGAAUCGGGCGAAGGGAUUCUCCAGAGAAGUUUUCUUUGGCACGUCGAUUUCUUUGCUCUGCGCUGGGACACUGGUUUGCCUUACCGAGGCGAAAGGGACAUAUUACCGCCAUCCUCUGCCUGUCUCUUAUGGCAACAGAUACAACCUUUAUACCUCAGGAUCUAGCCCUCAGCUCACUCCAGAGAAGCCCCUGGCGAAACAUAAGAUCUAUUGUGCAUAUGUGGUGCAGAGGAAUGUUACGUGCAUUCUUCAGGAUGGAGUGGAGAACUAUGUGAAAGCUGAGUAUCACAAGUGCAGCUGGGGACCCAAGUGUCCUGGAAAAGUCAUGUAUCGCACAUUCUUCAGACCCAGGUACAAGAUUGGAUACAAGACAAUCACUGAAAUAGCAUGGAAAUGCUGCCCAGGUCUUGUGGGAGAAGGAUGCCAUCAUGAUAAUCCCACUAGUCAACCAGGAAUUCCAUCCCAGCAUCCCAGCCCCAGGAUGCCUCCAACUCAGAAGAUGUUUCCAGGUCCCAGAGCUCCGCCUUAUCCCAAAAUCCCUGUGGACUCAUUUCCUAUACCAAAAAAGAAUAAUUACGGUCGAAAAAUGCCUACUGUGUUUGGAGACAGACUGGACCAUCUAGAAGAGGAGGUCAGACGUCUCUCACAGUCUUAUGAUACCUUAUACAAUAUGGUGAGUGGCUUGGGGGAUCACUUGCGACUUGCCAUCCAAGAAGAUACUAGUAAAAUGAUUGGAUCCCUCAUGAACAGUCCAACUGUUCCUGAUUCAGCCAUGGGAUUCGGAAUCAUUCCUGAUGGAAUUGUGGAUGCUGCAGACAAAGCUGAGCUCUCCCCUUAUCCACCUGUGGGUGAGAUCUUAGGCAAAGUGACUGAGAUGAGUGAUUCACUGAAAAUCAAGACUAACCUACUUGAAGAAGUGCAUGGCAUGGUCCUAGAUCAUGACGGGCAGAUCAAACACUUAAUGGAAUCAGCUCGGCCUUCACCACUCACCUCAAUUGAUAUGUUAGAAGAAUAUAUAGACAACAGGCUUAGCAACCUGAGGGUGGAGCUUUUGGAUGGCUUUGAGAAAAAACUGAUAAAUAUUCAGGGAACAUGUGAUUACCAGAUCAAGGAAGUAAAACAGCAAUGUGAGGAAGAGAAAGCAGCCAACCUUCGACUUCAGCAGAUCUUGGAUGGCAAAGAACUGGAAAUCAAGAAAGACAUUUCUCAACUAGAAACACAGAUUCAAGGACUGACAGUUGUAGAAAACUGCUGUAGCAACUUGAACUACCUCACUGAACGGAUGGAUAUUUUGGAAAAAGGCCUACAUAGUAUUUCUGAGUCUCAGAAAAAUCUAAACUCUAGGAUAGAUAUUGAAUUGUCCUCCGAUACUUUGGGGAAUCUCUUUGAAGGACACUUUGUGGACCUUGAGGCUAGGCUGAAUUUUACAGAGAGGGAAAUAGGACGUUGUUGUUCUAAUGUAGAAAACAGCAUGAGAGGUUUGAUGGGAUCAGAGCUAGAUGGCACAAAAGCUCUUUUUGAAAACAAAAUGAGAACUUUGGAGGAGAGACUCAUAACUAUUGUAGGAGAUGUGAAUAAUGUCAGUUCUACAUUGGGGCUAGAUGGAGCUGUAAUGCCCUUCUUGGAAGGAGAGCUUGCUACCAUAACAAGGGAAACAGAUGAAAAGAUGGAAGUACUACAGAGCCAACUGACGAACUUGGAGAGUACUUGCUUGUUGGGUUGCACUUCCAAAUCCAAAGAUGUAGAACUCUUCCGUACAGAGAUAGAAGACUGCCAAAACAAGAACCAAGAUUUACUUUUAAGAAUGGACAGCAAUUCAGAUCUGCUGCAAAAACUCAAUAUUACAAUCUUGGAGAUGCAGAGACGGAUUGAGGAGGAAACAGCUGGAACCUUGCAAGGUGAGAUCACAUUAUUAAAAAUCAAUUUGAACACCAUGACUAAAUCUCUAACUGGGCUGAAGGAUUCUGUUUCCCAGUACUCUGACUCAGUAGUGCAUGUUAACUCAUCCUUGGAUGAUCAUGAGCGCAAGAUAGAAGAUGAAGUCCAUUCACUUCAAGAAAAGAUCAGUAAUCAAGACUCCCAGCUUCUCUUCAGCAACAAGCGUGUCUUGAAUCUAAAGGGAGAUCUUGAAAGGCUGAGAUCCAGGAUCGUCAAUGACUUGAGCAACUGCAAAAGUCUGGCUCUCGGCCUGCAAAAAGAAGUGCUCCAAUUCGAUGACCGUGUGGCCCAAAUAGAAGAUAUGUGUGGCAGACUGGGCACAGUAACGGGAAGCCUAGAACACAUCCGAAAUGAAUUGGAGAACAAUGCAGGAAGUAUGUGGGGUUACAUGAAUCAUAUUAACAAAACUUUAACUACACACUCUGAGGAAAUAACUGUGCUCAAGAAUAAUUUGUUGGAUUGCCAAGCAAAAAUUACAGAACUAGCUGAAGAUGUUGGUCUCCUAGAAGGCAAGCUGAAAAACAACCAACAUUAGUUAUAUUGGGUCCAAAGUAUACCUAACUUAUAUCAUACAGACUCCAAAGAGAUGGUACCAGGAUUUUGGUUUUAUUUUGAUUUUGAGAGGGGAAAGGUCACUGAACUUUAAAAGCUGCUAUAGUCCUUUCCCUGAUUUCUUCGAUAUGACUUUUUAAUUACAAUGUAAGUAUGUUUGUCAUUAAGUGUUCUUUCUACAGAUAUUUAACAAUUGUACUUACAUAGCAGAGUGCCUUCCCAUAUUUCAGGUCAUAUUUAGGUUACAUUUCUAAUACAUAGUUCAGUUCAAGUGGAAACCGGAGACAAUCUUUUUAAAAUGGUUCUUUGCUUUGGGAAUAAAUCAAAAUCUAACACUUAAGGACUGAAACAAAGAAACCCAAUAUCUGCCAGAUUUAUUCAUCUACUAGAAGAGAAAUUAUUUUCAGAGGCCAUAAUACAAUACUCAGAGUCAUGUGAUAUUUAAGAUAAGACUUCCUCCACCCAUUUUAUAUAAAUGCUAAAAAAAAUCUCCAAAAUACGAGUUUGAAUUUUACCUGAUAGCAUCAACUGAUACAAACUUAUGGGGUAUUCAUGUAGGUCAGUGGCAUGAUAAGAGCUGAACCCAAUAAAAGAAUGCCCUUGAACAGAACAUAGUUAUUUUCCCUAUUGCAUUGUCCUAUAGUGAUCAAGCUGAAUUUUUCAAACUGAUAUUCUCAAAAAUUGUGCAAUCUGACUUUUGCAUGAAGGAUGGUAAGGAACAGGUCACCAGUUUAGAUCCAUCAGAUAGCUUAUUGCAAUUCUAGGAAUAGAAGAAAAGAAAGCAUACAUAAUAUAGUGUUCUAGCAUUACUAUAUUGUUGCUUCCUAUUUUUGUAUACAAAUGGAAGAAGUUCAGUUGCACAAGAUAAUUAUUAUUGUACCCAACAUAUUUUAAUCUGAUUUCUUCUUGGGCACUCUUGAACAACCAAUUCUUCUUCUAUUUAUUCUCACUUAUUUAUUUUUGAGAAUGAUAGCCUUCUUUUCAAAGGAAUUGCUCUUAAGGUAGUGUAACAGAAAUGGCAUGUAAUAAUCCAAUUUUGUUUAGUUCACAUUUACUUUAUUUCAAGUCAAACUACAAAUAGAAGCAAAUAUUCUUCAAAAUUCAUAUUAUUCCCCAUUCAGCAAUACAGAAUGUGUGUGUGUGUGUGUGUGUGUGUGUGUGUGUGUGUAAUCACCUACACAUAUUUGGGAAACAUGCAUAAAAUGCAUACAUUAGUGAAACUAUGACAGAAAUAUAUUUUAAGUUAUAAUGCAUAAUGUCAUAUAAAAAUUAUAAGCAAUACUGAUGAAAAUACAUUUAAUUUUAAAAGGAAUUUGUUUUGACCCAAACUGAAGCAGAAUCAUGUUGAACUAAAUUUAAAACUGAGAAAUAAGAAAAGUUAAACUUAGUACUAUUAAUCCAUUGGUAUGUAUGGCUCAAGAGAAUGUCAGAAGAACUCAGCUGCAGAUAAACCUCAAUAAGAAUGUUCUGUUCUGCAGCUGAAGGCCUGUUCCAUGCUUUUCUCCUAUUGGACCCACUUUUACAUUUUUGCUCCCACAUGAAGACUACAUUAAAUUACUGGGCAAUUCGCAUAACAUUAGAUAGUGGCUAGAGAAAAAUUUUCAGAUGCACAUAUGAAGAACUUGCCAUGCAGAAAUUAAGAGCAAGUUAAAUUGGCUUCCAUGUGAUAGUUACACUGGAUCCAGAGUAGGAAAGUACUCUGGGUCCAGGAUGGGUUUCCUAAUAGUAUCUGUGACUGUGACUUUUUAAAGGAAUCGAUGACACACAUACAGCCCGCACUAGGUCUGAAGGGCCCUUCCUCCUUUGGAUCCAAAAAGAUAUCCUUCUACUUGCGACUUCUAAAGAGCUAAUUCCUAGAUGUACCUUUUUCACACAAUAUGCAACUAUCGGAUGGGUUGAUUUUGUGCAAUCAAUCUGGCCUCAACUGUUAGUAGACACAUAAAUUAACAUUCUCUAGAAUGAGCUGUUACUGACCUGGUCCUUCAAGGUUUUCACACAUCACUCCUAUAAUCAAGUCCACCCACUUUAUCACUGGUUGUUCUUUUUCCUUCCACUUUUCCCAGCAUUAGAGAUCUCUGAAGUGAACUAGGUCCUUGCAUAAAGUGUACAAAAUAUCAUUUGAACCUGGUCAUUUGUGCCUCAGGUGAGAACUCUGGAUGGAAUACUAUGCUUAAGUUUAUAUGAAGAAAUGAAAGUGUAAACAAGAAUGUACAUAGUUACUGCAGCAGGGCAAAACUUUUCUUUUCCUGCUCACCUUCUAAGCCUUUUCUUAGGUAAUUCACAACCUUUAUCCUAGUCAAAUGCUAAUGAAGAGCAUCAAGAGAUGCUUUCCUAGUAUAGCUGUAUCAUUCUUCAUGAUUAAGCUGCCAGUUACUUUUCUUGUUCUUCCCUGGAACAAAAUGAUAGUUGUGUCACAUUUUUCUUUAUUGGUCUAGCAGCCCAAUGGGCACUCAGGAAUGAUCUACUCUUACUGAUGAGUAGUACCCAAGAAAUUAAUCCAAAUUAGUAAUUUUAUUCCAUAACAAAAUUUUAUGCCACUUCUCAAUAAUGAAUCAGAGCAAAAUUAAAAAUCAAAGAAGAAAGCCAACACUCUUAAUAAAAGAGAAGAAAUUAUCCUAGUGCAUCUUGUAUUUCUCUAUAGGAAUUUAUGUUUAUUAGAAAAAAAAAUCUUUCCAGCCAAACCUUUGCUCUAAACCAGAGUAUAUUCCGUUCAUCUUUCUCUUUCUUUUACCUUGCAGGGUUGUUGUAAAGAUAAUGUGCAUGAAAUGCUUUGAAUACUUGAAAUCAGCUAUGUAAAUGUUGCUUGUAUUAAACUGGGUAAAUAUA
Molecule: messenger RNA, 5682 nt
Organism: Crotalus tigris (Tiger rattlesnake)
Lineage: Eukaryota; Metazoa; Chordata; Lepidosauria; Squamata; Viperidae
Gene: EMILIN3
Product: elastin microfibril interfacer 3
Exons: 4
Coding region: 365-2839 (824 amino acids)
Cellular component (GO): extracellular matrix
Molecular function (GO): protein binding
Source: RefSeq, a predicted model, not a curated record